AUGGUUAGGAGUGGUGUUGACCAAGAUAAGGAAAAUCCAGAAAACUCAAGCGUUCUCAACCUCUCCACCACGCUCGAAGAUCUCCACCAGAUCUGCGAAGAGCUCGGCCGGGGACGAUUCGGCUUCGUUUUUCGGUGCCUCUCGCUCGAAGACUGCGACACCUACGCCGUAAAGUCCGUCGACAAGAAAUUCACCCUGGGCGACUCGGCGGAGAUUUUCAAGGACGGCGAGCAGAUGAGCGGCAUCGUCGUUACGCCCUACUACGUGGCGCCGGAGAUCCUCGCCGGGAGGGACUACUGGGAGAAGAUCGACGUGUGGGGCGCCGGCGUCAUUCUGUACAUUAUGCUCGCCGGGUUCCCGCUGUUAUACGGCGAAUCGGCGGUGGAGAUCUUCGAGGCCGUGCUCAGGGCCAAUCUUCGGGACAUCUAUACCUGA
Alnus glutinosa is the source of this 435-nucleotide messenger RNA. Its product is annotated as calcium-dependent protein kinase 3-like. Bases 1 to 435 code for a protein of 144 amino acids. The record is from RefSeq and is a predicted model, not a curated record. Lineage: Eukaryota; Viridiplantae; Streptophyta; Magnoliopsida; Fagales; Betulaceae. Gene Ontology annotation, cellular component: nucleus; cytoplasm. Gene Ontology annotation, biological process: intracellular signal transduction; peptidyl-serine phosphorylation; protein autophosphorylation. Gene Ontology annotation, molecular function: calcium/calmodulin-dependent protein kinase activity; ATP binding; calcium-dependent protein serine/threonine kinase activity. The transcript is spliced from 2 exons.